Molecule: messenger RNA, 570 nt
Organism: Mercenaria mercenaria
Lineage: Eukaryota; Metazoa; Mollusca; Bivalvia; Venerida; Veneridae
Exons: 1
Coding region: 1-570 (189 amino acids)
Source: RefSeq, a predicted model, not a curated record
AUGGGUUUUGACUGUUCCAGUCAUUUGGUCAGAUUCUGCCAGCAAUUCAUGUGUGAGGCUGCAAUCCAUGGAGGGAUCGACAGCAGACAUUUAACGUUAUGCCUAGAACCAGAAGCUGCAGCGUUAUACUGUCUGCAGAGGCCAAUGUGCUCCAUAGUUAAAUUUGAUGACAGUGUAAGAAAGGAAACAUUGCAUGUGGGACAAAAGUAUAUAUUGUGUGACCUUGGUAGGGGUACAACUGAUGUAUGCACUCAUGAGGUUCUUGAUGACGAAAAUCUCCGAGAGAUCUACAGGGCUGUCAGCGAUUUGUCCGGAGGAAACAAUGUAGACAGGUCAUUUGAGAACAUGUUUAUAGAAAUCAUUGGAGCUCCAGCUUGGGUAGAGUUCCAGGAAAAGCAUAUGGACGAUCAUUUGGAUCUGAUGAGCGAUUUUGACCAUAAGAAAAGAAGUUUUGCCACAGUUCGCGCUAGUUCUGAUAACGAAACAGUUAUAAGACGUCCAAACGGUUUAAUUGAGGCUGCAGAAGAGUUCAACAAUACAUCUUUCUCUGUGAUUCUGUCAGAAUCUUAA